Malaclemys terrapin pileata is the source of this 2437-nucleotide messenger RNA. Its product is annotated as proline-rich protein 2-like. The coding region runs from base 1243 to 2112 and encodes 289 amino acids. The transcript is spliced from 4 exons. The record is from RefSeq and is a predicted model, not a curated record. NCBI's taxonomy places the organism in Eukaryota, Metazoa, Chordata, Testudines, Emydidae.
UCCACCACCACCACCACUCACAGUUCUAGCCCUCAUGGCUGCAGAGGAAAAACUCUGGCUUCAGCAUGCGCUAGACUAGAGGCCCAAAACCACCCAGCAGGUUAAUCAGAGGAACUCCAAACUCAUGAUUUGAAAUGCCCUGAUCCUUAAGCCAAUCUCCCGCUCUUUGGGGCUCGCCUCGUGAUUUUUUAAACGCUUGAGGUUAGCGCUCCUGAGACUCCCGCGUGGCUCUCAAAUACCGAACGCCUUUCCUUUAUUCUCUGCCACUUUCACCUGCCGGGUUAAGGUUUUAUAGGCAACUGCAAAAAUUAACCAGGCUGCAAAGAUUUCAGCCAAGAAUCCACUUCUUCACCGGAGGACGUUAAUGUCACAAGAACAGGGUGAGGUCUCUCAAGGCUAAAGCGCCCUUCACAGCACCAUCAAGGUUUGUUUGCUACCAUCCCUGCACGGAGAGACAGCUCGCCCAGGCGUUCAGUCUCCACAUACAACUAAUUUAACCGGAGACCACCAAAUCGGAGCUUUAGGUCACUUCCAACCAGGGCUGAAUCCAACUCUUUGACCCAGCGAUGAAAAGCGCCAGGUCCCUUUCCGGUCGCUCCUAAGCUUGUCCCGAAGAGAUCUAGUGACAUCUGCUGGCCGGCGCUCUCAGCUCCCUCUUCCCCUGAGGGAUUUGGAAUUUCAAAUCCAAUUCCUCAAACCCUCCUCCCUGAGCCUCCCUUUCCUAGCAAAGGCCGCCAGAACGGUUCUCAGCCGCCGUGGACGCACAUCACCCACCAGUGAAAUGCAGCCCCCUCUGGGCUGGAAACAGCCGCUGUUUCAAAGGGAAACUGUCAAGGUGAUAUUUGGCCCCAAAAAUAUUGGGGGGGGGGGUUUCCUAAAAAGCCACUUUUAUAAGCAAUUCCAAAGGACGCAAUUUUAAACAAACUUUGUGUUUGCAGGGGCCCUCCGGGGCCAGUCCACACAACACUGCAACAAGGGCUCCUGCAGUGACACUGACUAGAAACCGACAUGAAACUGACACAACUCAGGAAACAGCUGGAUAAACCUGGCACCUGGGUCACCCGGGGCAGGCGUGGAGAAGGUCUCGCAGGCGGGCUGCCAGCGCUGGGAUCUGCUUCCCGAAGCCUGGCUCUGGCAAUGAAAACUGCCGCAUCGCACCGGUGAAAUCUGGACAUUCGGGCUGGUAUUUGAGGUCGCAGGGACCACCAGCCUUUCCCAGAUCCAGCGUCUGGGGCCUUCUCCAUGACCUCUCGCUGCUCACCUGACCCCAAGGCAGGGGUCACUAUCUCUGCGGAUGGUUUUGAGCAGCCUCGCACACGCGCGAGGCAGCAUCCCACCGGGCGGCUCCGUUUAGCCAGGCAGGCUCGGGCCCCCCGCAGCAUGCACCCCCCAGGCAAUGCAGAACCAGCCCCCCGAUGUGCCCAGACCCCGGCGGAGCCAGAGGCAGUGAGAGCGGGAGGGUCCCGGACGCCGAGCCGGCCACGGCUGGCACAGGGUUUGCGGCGCGCUCUGACCGGGGCAGUUCGCGCCGAGGAGCCCGCCCAGGCAGUGCCCAGAGCCGCUCCCCGCGCCGGAGGCCCAGCUCCGUGGGACAGAGGGGAAGGGAAUCGGUGCUGCAGCUUUCCCAAUGGCUCGGGGGAGCCUGAGAACCGCUCGGUAGCGCUCCCGCUCGCUCGACACCCCAGGCCAGCCUCUGGCACCCCGAUGGCCGAAAGCCGCUGGAUGGAGGAAGAGGGGUCUCUCUUCAAGGGGCUGCCCCCGCUACCUAAAGCGCUCCGCACCCCCCCCACACAUGGCCCUCUGGCGGCAGGGGAGCGCCAGCAGGCGCUAGACGCGCGUGGGACAAGCAGCCAAAGGGACAGCGCUCUGGGCUCCAGCCUCCAGGCCAGGCUCUUGUGGGUGCGGAAGGAGCUGCUCAGCCUGCAGGAGACCGACCUGGCGCUUCUCCGGCAACUGGACUCCAGCGCCCAGGAGAUCCAAGACCUGCGGGACCUGCAGCUGGAGAUGGAAGAGUUCUUUGGCGAAGGGGAGCCGCUGGGACCAGCCACCUCCUCCCACUGGCAUCUCUGCCCCUUGAAACUGAGCGGUGGGAUGGAGGGGAAGGCCUUAUAAACCAAGCGGGUGAAAGAGCUGAUUGGCUAGAUGAACCGUCAAUAGCCUAGAUGCAGGGGAGGGACUUCCCUUCUCCACAAAGGGUUCUGGGGAGGGAAGCCCUUUAUAUAACCCGUGCUGGGCCCGCCUACGGAGUGGGCAUUACUGGGAUGGACAGGACCUGUAGGAUGGAAGAUUCUGGGCCUGUUAUGAGCUAUCCGGGGCACUUUGGACGGGGAAAUGGACGGAUGGGAUGAGAGGGAGAAGGAGCCCAUCGUGUUCUUUGGUUUGGGGUUUUGUUCCCUCCCACCCCCCGCCACUUUCAAAUACAAUGUGUUGGUCCUUU